AUGUUGGACUCGAAAACAAUCUGGCGUCCAGCGCGCGGCUUCUAUUUCCUCCUGUUUUUUCUGCACGUCGCAUCUGGAGACAUGAGCUAUUCUUUUCCAGAGGAGACGAAACGUGGAUCAGUUAUUGGAAAUGUUGCCAAGGAUUUGGGGCUCGACAGGGCCGCGUUCUCCAACAGAAGAGCGCGCAUUGACACCGAUGGGACUGAUACACGUUACUGUGACAUAAACCUGCAUAACGGAGAGUUGGUCGUCGCGGACAGGAUUGACCGAGAGGGGCUUUGUGGAGAAAAGGCUUCGUGCAUCCUAAAGCAAGAGCUUGUGCUGGAGAAUCCUCUCGAGCUCCAUCGGAUUAAUCUACACAUUCAAGAUAUUAAUGAUAACUCCCCACAAUUUAAUGAAGAAUCGAUCAAUAUAGAAAUUCGAGAGUCGGCCGACCGGGGAGCUCGUUUUGUGAUUGAAGAGGCGCACGAUGCGGAUGUCGGACAGAAUUCAGUUCAACAGUACAGCCUAAAAAAUAAUGAUAAUUUCAUUUUGUCUGCUGAUGGAAACACAAUAGAGUUUGUUCUUGAAAAAGAGCUUGAUCGUGAAAAACAACAAGAGAUCAAUUUACUCCUCACAGCUUUAGAUGGAGGCUCUCCUCAGAAAUCAGGUACUGUCGUCAUACACGUCACUGUACUGGAUGCUAAUGAUAACGCCCCCGUGUUUAGCCAGGCCAUUUAUAAAGCCAGUCUGCCUGAAAACUCCCCUGUAGGUACUGUAGUGGUCACAGUGAGCGCUACUGAUGCAGACGAGGGUGUCAAUGGUGACGUCACUUAUGAAUUUGGACAUGUUACUGAUGAAGUGAAGAAGAUAUUUAGUAUUGACCGUAAAGUCGGUGAGAUACGAGUAAUUGGCAUUGUUGACUAUGAAACUACGACAUCAUUUGAAAUACGUAUUAAAGCAAAAGAUGGGUUAGGGCUUUCAUCAUAUGCUAAAAUAAUAAUUGCUAUCACUGAUGCAAAUGACAACGCACCUGUAGUCAAUUUAAAAUCCCUAACAAAUCCAAUAGCAGAGGACACCCCACCUGGUACAGAGGUGGGCAUCAUCAACGUGCAGGAUAGAGACUCUGAGGCUAACAGACAGGUCCGCUGCUCCAUUCAGCAACACGUCCCUUUUAAGUUGGUUCCUUCCAUUAAAAACUAUUAUUCUCUGGUGACCACAGGACAACUGGACCGUGAACUAGAGUCUGAUUACAACAUUACAAUCACUGCCACUGAUGAGGGCUCUCCACCUCUGUCCUCCUCUAAAACUGUCCAGCUGUCUGUAGCAGACAUCAACGACAACCCACCUGUGUUUGAGGAACAGUCCUACAGCGCUUAUGUGACUGAAAAUAACAAACCUGGCUCCACUUUAUGUUCCGUUACCGCUCGAGACCCCGACUGGAGACAAAACGGUACCGUGGUUUAUUCUCUGUUACCUGGGGAGGUGAACGGCGCCCCGGUGUCCUCCUAUCUCUCCGUUAACGGAGACACGGGGGUGAUGCACGCUGUGAGGUCGUUUGAUUAUGAACAGUUCAGGAGUUUUAAAGUGCACGUGAUGGCCAGAGACAACGGUUCUCCUCCGCUCAGCAGCAACGUGACCGUCAGUGUGUUCGUAUCGGAUGUGAAUGACAACUCUCCUCAGAUACUGUACCCCGCCCCGGAGGGCAACUCCUUCAUGACCGAGCUGGUCCCCAAAGCUGCACACGGAGGCUCUCUGGUGUCCAAAGUGAUCGCGGUGGACGCGGACUCCGGGCAGAACGCCUGGCUGUCCUAUCAUAUAGUCAAAUCCACUGAUCCGGGUAUUUUCACUAUCGGUCUCCACAGCGGAGAGAUCAGGACCAAGCGGGACAUUUCUGAGUCUGACAGCAUGAAACAGAACCUCAUGGUGUCGGUGAAGGAUAACGGACAGCCCUCUCUCUCUGCCACCUGCUCCAUGUAUUUACUUAUUUCUGAUAACUUGGCUGAGGUGCCAGAACUGAAGGAUAUUUCUUAUGACGAGAAGAACUCCAAACUGACCUCUUAUCUGAUCAUCGCGCUGGUGUCCGUCUCCACAUUUUUCCUGACCUUCAUCAUCAUCAUCCUGGGUGUGAGGUUCUGUCGCAGGAGUAAGCCCAGGCUGUUGUUUGAUGGAGCAGUUGCCAUCCCCAGCGCGUAUCUCCCUCCUAAUUACGCAGACGUUGACGGCACAGGAACUUUACGCAGCGCCUACAAUUAUGACGCGUACCUGACAACAGGUUCUCGAACCAGUGACUUUAAGUUUGUGAGUUCUUACAAUGACAACACACUGCCUGCUGACCAGACCCUGAGGAAAAGUCCAUCAGACUUCGCUGAUACGUUUGGAGACUGUGAUGAUUCUCCUGAGGUAUGAAAGCAGCCAACUUUUCUCUGUUUUUUCAUGCAAGUUCUCUCAGUUGCCUAUACUGGUUUCAACCAGAAUUUUAUUCUCACAGCUUCUCUCUGUCAUUGUUGCUGUUUUGCAAUUUAAUAAUCUUUAAAAAAAGAUUUUGGCAACAUUUCUUUAUACUUCAUGAGACGCUCUGAAUGAGCUUCAUUCUAUUUAUAACAUGAAUCACAUGUGUCUCCUGUGUGUCUUUUGUGCUAUUAGGAUUGAGGUUUUGUUUUUUGCAUGUCGUUUUUCUCAACUUAUGUUCUUCACUAAAAUACAGAGUGAGUUUCUUGAAGUCAGUCUAGAAAGGUCUUGUUGACAGAAUGAGGGACUUUUCCUCACAUGUUAUGCAGCUAGUUUUUGUCAAGAACAUUUUAGUAAUAGCUGUCUGAUGUUUUUUUGGGGAUUUAUUAUAGUGAUUGGUCUUGAAUGUUGUCUUUGCUAUGUUGCCAUAGUUGUUUUAACAUUUAUUAUUUUCUAUAGAAAGUGUUCUAUCAAAUGAAACUUAUAUAUUGUUGGUGCUGUAAUUGCAAGAGAGGUUUAUUCAAUUAAUUUUUUUAGAAAAGAGCAACAGUUGGUUCAAGAAUGUGUUGUUUUCAAUCGCCUUGAUUCACCUAUGCAGUGUUAUGCACGUUUUUAGACGUAUACUGGUGGUUUGUAAGAGUCAUGGC
Messenger RNA from Pseudoliparis swirei, 3077 nucleotides. Its product is annotated as protocadherin gamma-A11-like. The transcript has a single exon. Bases 1 to 2388 code for a protein of 795 amino acids. Gene Ontology annotation, biological process: homophilic cell-cell adhesion. Gene Ontology annotation, molecular function: calcium ion binding. Lineage: Eukaryota; Metazoa; Chordata; Actinopteri; Perciformes; Liparidae. Gene Ontology annotation, cellular component: plasma membrane. The record is from RefSeq and is a predicted model, not a curated record.